CAGACUAUACUCUAUAGAGAUCACUGACCUAACCAACAAGUGCCGCAGUGCCACUACCUUGACAUCCAUAUACCAUGUUUGGAAAGAACCAGAAUAAUUCUCGAGUGUCUGAUCGAAGUCUGGUCGUUAGUCCAAAAUGAAAAAUGAGGAAUCAACUGUUCAACAUGUUUUAUGCUGUAUAGGUAUUAGCAUUUACGCAGAUAUACGUCGACAUUAGCCUGUACCCAUCCUGAUGAGUGGAAAUUCCGGCAUAUAUGGUAUGCACCUGUGCCGCUACAAUAUCCUAGUAUUUCCUAGGACCUCUGUCAAUAAAUCUAUUGAAUAAUUGAUAAUUUUACUUUGUUUCUGAUUCAAGAAACACAUGAACAUAAAUCGCGCUUCAGUACGUUAUCCUUAGCAUUAAUUAUUCCAAAGAUAUUUAUUUGUAAAGAUGUGAAGUUUGUGAGUAAUAACUGGCCCUUGUGCACAGUGGAACUUCUGUUUCAGCGCGCAGAUAUGUCAUAUAAUCUCUGGAAUGCUGUUCCGUAAAGCGUUGUUUGUAGGUCCAAAUUAGAGGCCUGUAAAAGGUAUUUGUUGUUGUGGGGUGUGAAAGCAGUCGAAAUAAAAAGUUGUGCAACCUUCGGGAAAGCUGAGUGAGUGUUUACUGCCGUUUUCAAAUAAGGAAGGUAGUAAUUUAAGGGUGUUUGAUAAUCGAUUGCAUUCACCGCUUAGAAGCCAUUUUAAGUUUUUGUAGUUACCGGGUGUCUUUGCUUUCGGAAAUAACUCGAAUAAACAAGGAAAAGCUACGUGUGUUUACAAGCGUGUAGAUACGUCUUCUUGGCGUUUCAGCAUUUCGCCAGUAAAUAUGAGCUACAGAGAACAGGUGAUGAAAGGUGAUGUUCACAAUAUGAUGAUUGAUCCGACAACCGUCAACUCUAGAAUAUUUAUUGGAAAUAUACCGCCAACUGAUGUCUCAAAGCAAGAUAUAGAAGAAAGGUUUGGGAAGUACGGACCAAUUCUUGGAAUCUCUGUUAACAGGAAGUUUGGCUUUGUGCAAUUUGAAAGAGACAGUAGCGCAGCCGAAGCAAUCAGAAAUGAAAACGGAUCAUUAUUCCGAGGCAGAAAAAUUGAGGUGAAUCCUGCAAGAGUGUAUGGCAAAAGACCACGCCCAAAUGAUGGACCGGGUCCAAGAAGAGCAGAUUCGGCAGAUCGCGCAGACUCUUUCCGGGACCGAUCACCAGUUGAUGACAGGUCUCGCGGUGACAGGCCCGACUGGAGGGACCGGGAGAGAGACAGAGACCGCGAUCGUGAACGUGACCUGGAGAGGGAGCAUGAAAGGUUUGAGAGUUACCCAAAUAAAGGUGGAACAGAUCGUGAUCGCAGUUAUUAUGGUGGGCGAGACACUGGUUUUGGGAACGAUGGUGUCUUUCCAAACACAGAUAAGUUCAUGCCCGGUCCAACAAGAGACGACAGAAUUGGCAGUUUUGGUAGGAAACGACCUGAUUUUUGUCCAUUCAGGAAGGAGCAACCUCCAUUUGGUGGUGCACCUUUCAGACCAGGAAUGGCAGAACCAAGGAACAUUCCACCUAAAGAUGUCCGACCACCAAGUAAUAUUCCGCCAAUGGACCGGACAAAUGAUUGUGAAAUAAUUGUCUGUAACAAGAGUCAGAGGGAAUAUGCCGAAUAUAUUGAACACUGGUUGAAAGGAGUUGGUCUUACUGUUGAUUUAUUAUUCCCAAAUGAGGAAGUGCCCCUAAGUAGGGUACUAGCAAAUAUAGCAAGCCGUGGAACAUUGUAUGCAAUAGUGGUUAUGCCACAGAAUGAAGAGCAUCGCAGUCUCACGUUAAACAUUCUUCAUGGUUUGCCACAAGAACAUCGAAAUAUGCCAUUGGAGGAUGCUAUCCCAAUGAUACAACGUGACUUCAAGGCACACAUGCGUGGCGAGAAACCAGCUGGUCCACCGGUUCCGGGACCAACUCAAGGACCAACUGCUCCUGUGAGUGCAGGGCCGAGUGUGCCAGCUCCUAUAUCAGUGGUACCUGCAGCUCCAUCUGUUGGCCCUUCGCUGUCUGACAGGCAUCCAGAAGCUAUCCAGGUGUUGUUGAACCUGUUGGCAGACAACAGACAGCUGACUGUGCUUCAGUAUGAUCGCAUCAUUCGUUAUCUUCAGGACAAAAGAGAACUCCAGCUGAAGCUUGAACUUGGUGACGCUAAGGACAUGCCACCAGCUAAAGAGCCACCAGCAAAGCAGCAAGUGGAUUUACAACAUCGUAUUCUGAACAUUUUGAACAAUUCAAACAGUGGCACUCCUGGCCACCCCAGCGGCGGUAUUGGCAAUAUGAGUCACCCCAGCGGCGCUAUUGGCAAUAUGAGUCACCCCGCCAGCGCUAUUGGCAAUUUGAGCCAUCCCAGCGGCGGUAUUGGCAGUAUGAGCCACCCCAGUGCUGGCAUUGGCAAUAUGAGCCACCCCAGCGGUGGUAUUGGCAGUAUGAGCCACCCCAGUAGCGGUAUAGGCAGUAUGAGCAGUAUGACUGGUUUGAGUAAUCUCAACAACAUGAGUAACCUCGCCCCUGUUCCUCCGCCCACACCGGUGUCAGCACCAGCCCCAUCCAGCUGGUCAAGUGGCUCUCAACCAAGCACUCCUGCACCUCUCCUGAAUGAUCCAGCUGUACAAAAGGCACUUGACAGCUUAAUGCAAGGCAACCUGCUCCACAAAAUUACACCCACCUCUGCUUCUGGCCAAAGUGUCACUGUAUCCACUUCGUCCACUCUCAGUACGCCACCAGCACAACCACUGUUUGGUGCAUUUGCCUCAUCUGGUCGACGAUUCUAGAUUUAUAUGUCAGUUGUAUCCUCUUGUUCCCCGCAUACCUUUGUAGGUAUAAAGUAGAUAGGAAUGACAGUGUAUAUUUUUAUUAUAAUUAUUUUAGAUCAUGGUGUUCAUGGAUUCAGUGUAGGACACUCAUUAUAAGUUAAGUCGUAUUUGCAUCUUUUUAACAAAAUGUUUGAUGGACUAUUGAUGUGACCAAUAGUAUUUUCCUUUUUUUUGGUUAUGCUGAGAAGAAAAAAAACCAUUUAGCAGGGAAAGUGCACACAUACAUAAAUAAACGGAGGGAGAGAGUGGCUGGGUGUUUGAUGCUUGCAUGUGGUUUGUGUGUGUUGACUUGCAUACGUAAAUUCUCAUGUAAAAGUGACAUACUGAAAUUCAUAUCUUGAGACAGAACAUGCAAACAUGCAGAUAUUUAUAAUCAGUCCAAGUAAUGUUUUUAAUUAAAUUUAUGGUAGUUGUGCUGACCCCAGUACUGUAGAAACUGUUUUGUUUGAAAGGAAAAAAAAACAACAGAAGACUUGUUUUCCUAUGGACAAUUGUUUCUUUUGUGGUUUUUUUUUGUUUUUUUUUUUUUUCCCCUCCCUUCAUAGUGAAUUUUCAUAAACAGCUUCAGUGUCAGUAUGAAUGUUGGCACAAAAAUGAUUACAAAGCUGCAGGCAUAUGAAACGUGGAUAAUCUUAACAAAUAAUUAAUUUUCAAUUGUCAUGUAAAAUAUCUUGACUUAGUAGCUGACCACAGUAAAGUACAAAUUUCUUUAGAAUUUUUAUACUGUGUGUGACUGAAAAUGCCGACAUACUCACGGAAGGUGCUAUGUACAGAUCUGUGGUUUUGUCAUCGUCAGCUGUGCAAAAUUUAAUUGCAUAUUCCUGUGAGUGAAUGCUUGGUAUCUCAGAUCAAAAUGUCAUGACAUAAAAUUAAAUUCGAAUCCAGUGUUAAAGUUUAUUUGCUGGAUGUUACUUGUGGAAUAUUUCAUUGUAUAGAAUGAAGAAAUAAAUGUAAUUUUUUUCUA
Schistocerca gregaria is the source of this 3818-nucleotide messenger RNA. It is a transcript of the gene Neos, whose product is annotated as nuclear receptor coactivator 5. The transcript has 8 exons. The coding region runs from base 845 to 2812 and encodes 655 amino acids. Gene Ontology annotation, molecular function: RNA binding. The record is from RefSeq and is a predicted model, not a curated record. Lineage: Eukaryota; Metazoa; Arthropoda; Insecta; Orthoptera; Acrididae.